Messenger RNA from Engraulis encrasicolus (European anchovy), 5534 nucleotides. It is a transcript of the gene kirrel1a, whose product is annotated as kirre like nephrin family adhesion molecule 1a. The record is from RefSeq and is a predicted model, not a curated record. The transcript has 15 exons. Gene Ontology annotation, molecular function: cell adhesion molecule binding. Gene Ontology annotation, biological process: cell-cell adhesion. Bases 457 to 2961 code for a protein of 834 amino acids. Lineage: Eukaryota; Metazoa; Chordata; Actinopteri; Clupeiformes; Engraulidae. Gene Ontology annotation, cellular component: cell-cell junction; plasma membrane.
AGGGAAGGGCGAGUGAGAGAGGAAUGCACGGCUAAUGAGAAAACGGAGCGGCGCUGGGCAGGCAGGCAGGCAGGAGAAGAGAAGAGAGAAGAGGAGCGAAGAGAGGAGGAGUGGAGGGCCAGUCGACACACACAACACAUACACUCACUCAGACACACAGGCUGAAAAAAGCAGCAUGAUCUGAAGCGCAAAGGGACUAUAGGCUGGACUGGACUGGAAGAUCCAGGCAGGAGAGCCAGGGGGAGCAGGCGAACACCAACGGCACAUCGAGCGCCUUUUGUCGGAUCUACAGUCGCAGCGUUGCCGGGGGAUCGAGGGGGGACUAAUAGACGCGGCUAACGGGGAGACUAACGGAAGGGAAAGACACGGCUAACGGGAUGCGUGUUUGAUGCUCUGCUCUCCGAUGCGGACAGCCGCCGAGCUAACGGACUCGUCGUCGUGUCGCGCGGUUGAACCAUGCAACGGAUUCUGCUCCUGAGUUUGGCGCUGUGGACUUUUCAACGAGUGCGGUGUGCGGCGCGGUUCUCCCAGGAGCCUGCUGACCAGAGUGUGGUGCUGGGCCAGAGGGUGGUGCUGUCCUGUGUCCUCUUCAACUACUCUGGCAUCGUACAGUGGACCAAAGAUGGCCUCGCCCUCGGAAUAGCAGAAGACCUGCAACCGUGGCCGCGGUACCGUGUGCUACGUGUAGCGGACGUGGGCCAGUAUAACCUGGAGAUAUCGCAGGCCGAGCUGUCGGAUGAUGCGCUCUAUGAGUGCCAAGCCACAGAGGCAGCCCUGCGCUCACGAAGAGCCAAACUCACCGUACUCAUCCCCCCUGAUGAGCCUCUGAUCGAUGGGGGCCCGGAGAUCCAGCUGACUGCCGGGGCCCCCUAUAACCUGACCUGCGUAUCCAGAGGGGCCAAACCCGCCGCCGGCAUCGAGUGGCUACGCGACGGACUGCCUGCAGAGGGCGCUGUCAGCACCACGGAGUUGUUGCGUGACCGUAAGCGCGUGACGACGCGUAGCUUCCUGCCCAUCCUGCCGGUGGACACGGACACGGGCCGCAACUUCACCUGCAUCACCUCCAACCAGGCCAUCCCCUCCGGCAAACGCACCACCGCCAAGCUCAACGUCUACCACCCCCCCAUCGUGACGUUGUCCAUAGAGCCGCGCUCGGUGCUGGAGGGGGAGAGGGUCACCUUCACCUGCCAAGCCACCGCCAACCCUGCCAUCAAGGGAUACAAGUGGGCGAAGGGUGGUGUGAUUCUGCAGGGCGCGAGGGAGAGGGUGUUUGUGACCAAGGCGGACCACUCCUUCUUCACCGAGCCUGUCUCCUGUCUCGUCUACAAUGACAUCGGCAGCACCAACGUCAGCAUACUGGUGGACGUACACUUUGGUCCGUACCUGGUGGUGGAGCCUCGGCCGGUGACGGUGGAUAUAGACGAUGACGUCACGCUCAACUGCAAGUGGUCUGGAAACCCCCCUCUCACCCUCACAUGGACCCGGAAGGGCUCCAGCAUGGUGCUGAGCAACAGUAACCAGCUGCACCUGAAGUCGGUGAGCCAGGCGGACGCGGGGCAGUACGUGUGUAAGGCCAUCGUGCCACGCAUCGGAGUCGGAGAGACGGAGGUCACACUCACAGUCAACGGUCCCCCUAUCAUCUCCAGUGAUGCUGUGCAGUAUGCUGCGCGAGGGGAGCGAGGGGAGGUCAAGUGUUACAUCGCCAGCAGCCCACCUCCAGACAAGAUAGUGUGGGCGUGGAAGGAGAACGUGUGGGAGAAGGAGAACGGCAAGCUGCCCGAGCGCUACACGGUGGAGCAGUCCAAGCCGUCACAAGGGGGCGCCGUGCUCUCCACCCUCUCCAUCAACAACGUCAUGGAGACCGACUUCCAGUCCACCUACAACUGCACCGCCUGGAACGCGUUCGGACCCGGCACCAUGAUCAUCACGCUGGAGGAAAUGCAGAGCACCCCAGUGGGCUUCAUCGCGGUGGGCAUCGUCUGCUCCAUCAUCUUCCUCCUCAUCCUCUCCAUGGUGCUGGUCCUCAUCCUCUACAGGCAACGCAAAGGCAGUCGCCGCGGGGUCACGCUGGGUAAACCGGACAUCAAGGUGGAGACCAUCAACAAGGAGAGCCACAGCCUGGAGGAAGACUCCGCCUCCGUAUCCACGGCAACCCGCAUGGUCAAGGCCAUGUACUCACCCUUUAAAGACGACAUCGACCUCAAGCAGGAGCUGCGCAGUGACACGCUAGACACACGUCCCGACUACGAACUCAAGGAUCCGACUAAUGGCUACUACAACGUGCGAGCCUCCACCCAUGACGAGGGCCGGCCCGCCUCGCGCUCCAUGCACUACUCCGACUACCGCACCACCACAGCGCCAGCCGGCGCCGGCGCCACCGUCAGCGUGAGCGCCAGCUCUGCGGGCGGCGGACCCGGGGGAGCCACGGGAGGAGGCGGAGGAGGAGGGGGCGGUCCCGGCACUCCCGGCAGCCUGGCUCCGGGCUCCCGUGGCGGGGGCUGCUACGACCCACGGCCCCCCUCCCGCCUCUCCCACACCAGCUACGCCCAGUUCAACACCUUCACCAGGGCGGGCCAGAGCGCAGGAGGGGGCGGGGUCGGACCCUCGGCGGGCCACUCCCCCGGAGACUUCCCGCCCGACUGCAGCCUGCUGGACUCCUCCCCACAGCUGGCCUACGACAACUACGCCUACCCCUCGCACUACCCGUCCUACCGCAUGGGCUUCGGCCCGCCCAGCCUGGCGCCCCUGGAGGGCGGCCCUGCGUACGAGAUGUACGGGGUGGGCCCGUCGGUAGGGGCCGGGGCGACGGGUGGAGGAGGUGGCGUGGCCGGCGGGCAGGGGGCGGCGGCCCCGGAGGCGGGGCUUGGGAAGUACGGCAGCUCCACGCGGUUCUCGUACACCUCGCAGCAUUCCGACUACAACUCGCACAGACACACGCAGCGCAUGCAGACGCACGUGUGAGCUCACACACACUUACACACACACACACACACAUGCUCACAAACACACUCAGUUGACUCCAUUACACAUGUACAUACCUACACAUUAAAGCGUAGAGUUAGCGUCAGUCGUUUACACACACACACACACACACACACACACACACACACACACACACACACACACACACACACACACACACACACACACACACACACACACACGUACACACGUACACACGUACACACUCCACAUGAAAGAUGAAGGAUCUAUGCCAGGCCUGAGAGAGGAGAGAGAGAGGCGUAGAGAGACAGACAGUGGCCUGGAGGAUUUAAAAGACCAAGGGUUCAGAAGGCCAGCUGGGUCAGUCACGGGUUCAGAUCAACUUAAGACAGCAGCACUAAAGACAAUUCUACUAACAAACCCACUUUCCUGAUUUUAGGCAAUCUUAACCCGUUACGACACGGCGUUAUAAAUGAGCUGUAACCAGAAUGGCAAUGACCAAGAUGUAGUGCAUUUCUAAAGGCCCUUUGUUAUCUCAUAAUAGUGUAUUAUGGUUGUCAACUUUUCAAAGACUUCUGCAGUGCUCCACUGGUGGAAUGUUGUGCAUUUUGGGGCUAUACCUGAUAGCAAGAAGCAGGGCUGCUAACAGGCUUGACUGGGCCCAGGACAAAGUCAUCUGAAAGGGGGCCCCACCUAAUACAUACAUGUAUAAGGUACUGGGGACUCAAAUUCUGGGCCCUCUCUACCCCCGGGCCCCGGACAACAAUCGGCUGAUUCAGAGCGGAUCAAUUUUGUGUGGCAGGGAUUUUAAAUCGUUCCGAAAGUAAAAACCCGGCCAACGUUUUUUUUCUCUAAUACAUACAGUAGUACGGGCAACUUCACUGAGCAGCGUAUCUACCGGUACUAUCUGUCUUUAUUGCACAUCCCAGUCGCUGACUUAUGGUACAGGAGUCAUUAUGAAGGCUAGUAUGAAGGUUAGUAUAACUAACACAAACACUUUAGACAGCUAGUUACAAUCAUAUUUCAAGGUGUAGGGUACUCAGCUGAAUCAUGGUACGCAAGUCAGUAUGACAGCAACUUGACCAACAGCUUAUACCAGAGACGAAUGAUAAGGUAGAGACAAUUCAUGAGCAGUUUCCUUCGGGAUUCAUAUGACGCAAGGCUGCGAACUGCAAUCCUAUGGUAGUCAAGCCCCUUUAAGAGACUAGAAGACUAGGAAAAUGCAAUGGAAAGUCACAUCCAUUUAGGAGACCUGAUUUGAUUCCACUUUGUUGCAUUGGUGCAUCUUAUCUCGGUCUACCAUAUUGAAAAUCUUUGUUAAUACUUCCUGUCUGUCAUCACAAUCAGCUGACUGAUCCUGAACCCGUGAUGGUGCCCCCUGCUGGGACAGAAGAGAAGGGAGUAUCUCCCUCUCUCUCUCUUUGCGGAGAGAGGAGCCAUCCCUCUCUCCGUGAGUUACUUUACAGUAUGUUUUUCAGCUCCUAGAGCUGAUGGCGAGCGGUACAAUCAGGCCGAGAGUAAAGAAGUGAGAUGCGCCACGGGCCGAAAAGAGAGGAGAGGAGAGGAGGCAGAGACACCACAGAAACUCAGAUCCUAGAUCUGUAAUGAUGGGUGGGUGGCGGCUAAAGCCGUAACAGGGGGAGGAGAGGAGGAGGAGAUAAAGAGCAAGAGGAGAGGAGAGGAAGAGGAGAGAGGGCCAGCCUCACAGGAGGAUGGAGGAUGAGGCCUCCUGGCUGGCUCGCCAGAUAGCAGUUGCACCUGGAGAAACAACUGGGGUUGCUAGGUUACGCUAGAGGCUUAUUUACUCACAAACCUUGUGUUUGACCUUUGUCGCAGGUUGAAAACUGGGUCACUAAGCGGAGAUGAUCAACCAAACUUCAGCAUCUUCUACGGAAGAGCAUUACAUUUUGAAGGGAGUAGAAGUCGUGAACUUGAUCUUAAAGCAGUGCUGUGUAGUUUUUCAACCUUAGCAUAAUGUUUCCAAAGUCUGUUGUUCAUCAACUUAAAAACAGGGUAAAAGGUACUUUUAGAUUUUUUUUCUUUACCAGCCUCUAUGCGCUAUUGCCACGCUAAAGAGCAGAGCAUCUUUUUUGUAGUUUUAUGUGAAAGACAAUUCUUCUUCCAUCCAGUAGGGUGUCUGAAGAGGAAAACUGCCUAGUGUUGCUUUAAUGCUUGAUUUGGGCUUUACUUGGGUUGAUCAUGUUCAGGUGUAACCUGCCGUACCUUUACCUGCCAGGUGCAGCUGCUAUCUGACUUAGCAUUGGAGGAUGAUCGACAGCGCCCCCUACCAGUGAUUGCAGUAAUAACAUGCUGCAUCCUCAUUGGUUUAUGUAAAAAGGGGGCGGGACCUCAACCAGUGGAAGGGUCGUGAAUGGCCAUAUAUAUUUUCUCUUUUUUUGGCUGUUUAUUUGUUUAUUAUUUGUUUGUUUGUUUGUUUGUUUAUCAUGUGGUGAUUGUUAGGUCGAUCAUCUCUGAGCACAUUACUCCAGUAUAACAUGUCGGAACGCCCCAGUGUUUCCCAUGGUGCUUAGCGGUGGGGCCAUUGUUUGCACUGCAUUCCAGUAUUACCACGACAACAUUACCCUUAUAUA